AUGACGCGGGCCCCACACGGUUGGGACGAUGCCGCGUGGCGGUACUUCAACGCGUACGUGGCCGUGCUCGACCGCGAGACGCGCGGCGGUCCGACGUCUCUCGACUCUGGUGGCGAGGUCGUCGUGAUGGAGCCGGACUGGCCCGGCUGGCGCGAGGUUGCGAGGUCGAGCAGCGUCAGGAACGCGUCCCCGCUGGCAGCACGCGACGCAGUGGUGGCGUGCCACUCGAUGUGGGAGAAGCACGUCGCGCCGUCGCAGGGCAGGGGCACGAAGCGCAAGGCCGGCGACCCGGGCGGCGUGGGCGCUGGCCGCGUGAGCACCGACCGCGGCGACAGCCAGGCCUCGCCGUUCCAGCUGGUCAGCCAGCUCGACUACUUCGGCACCAACCCGGAGCUCCUCGCGGCGACGCAGGCGCCGGUGCCGCAGUCCACGGGGCUCCUCUCUCAGCGGGGCCUCCAGCUGGCCACGCAGCAGGAGUGGAGUCAGGGAUUGCCUGCUGGGACACCCCCCCAGCUGGACGCGCCGCGGGAGGGGAGCGGCGCGGGGCCGGACGCGAACGAGCCAGGAGCGGACGGCGACGACCCGCUGCCGUCAGACAACCACAGGUCGAUCGUGUCUGCAGACGUGGGCAACGUCGUGCAGCUCAUGGCCUCCCAGAGGCUACCCAACGGGUGGUACGACUCCGCGUGCUUCGCCGUCACCCCGGAGCAGUGGCGGCGCGCUUGCCCGGCGAAGCCCCUCGCGCCGCUGCCCGCGCGCUACCGCGGCGACGCGGAGGCGGUCGCUGCGUGGAAGCUGACGGCGCACCGCAAGUUUGGCCGCCCGAUGCACCUCCCGCCGCUGUUCGAGGGGGCCCGCGCCGACACACCCGACGCCGCGUCGCCGGCGCAGCUGGAUGCACGUGCGCAGGCCGGCGACACCCCGGCGGCCGGCACGCCGCCGGUGGCGGCCUCUGAGGACCCCGGCACCGAUGGGCCCUCCAUCCCGCCGACGCAGCUGGACCCGAUCGCCGAGGCAGACGCACAGGACGACGUGCUCGGAGAGAGCGCUCUGAUCGAUAGCGAGGAGCGGUGCAAGGUGCUGGAGGUGCUGCAGGACGCACCGGCUGGGGCGAUUGUGUCGCCGUCGGGACCUAGCGUGGACUUCUCGGAUCUCGCGGCGCGCAUGAUCGGGCCGAUGUGGGACAGCGUGCUCCUGAAGAAUGAGAAGUCGGCGGGUCCAAAGCCCAUGAUGAUCCUGAAGUGGCCCGACGGCGUCACGGUGCGCAUGUCGAGGGAGGUGCUCAUGAGGCGCAUGGAGCUGCGAUCGGACGCGUUCGAGUUCCUGCUCAGCCGCAUGUCGCAAGACUGA
Pedinophyceae sp. YPF-701 is the source of this 1350-nucleotide messenger RNA. The record is from the annotation of a GenBank genome assembly. NCBI's taxonomy places the organism in Eukaryota, Viridiplantae, Chlorophyta, Pedinophyceae.